UUAUAAUAGUUUAUUUUCAAGAAAAAUAGUCCUAUGUACUUGAGUGGCCGUGUCUGAAUGGGAGGGGGCGCAAAAAUCACGGGGCUCCCUGGCUGCGGGGGUCGCCGCCCAGGAGGACUUCACUUCUAGAGCCCCGCUUGGGCAAAUGGUGGGGACGCAAGGUGCAGCUACAGCCUCAGAAAAGAGGGUGAGAGAGGAUGCCGGAGAGCGCGGGCAAUUUCUCUUUCCUGGCCUCCCACCGCACCCUUUGUAUCGUGCCAUUUUAACGAUCUCACACCUCUCGGGAUCACCAGAGCCCAGGCGGCUCGCCGGGAGCGAAGUGUGUAUUGUUUGGCUCAGGAAAUGUGGGGUAAUGAAGGUGCCUCCCACUGGGCUGGCAGGUCACUGUAUUCCGCUCUGGCCUCCGGUUUGGGGGAUGGGUGACAGCGAAGGGGUCCGCGGAGCCGCGCCGCCGCUGUCUGGGGGACAGGGAGCGCAGCCUUUGUGCCGAGGCUGCUCCCGGCUCCGGACGCUGGGGGGCGGCCUCCCGCCCGCAGACCCCCGACAAUAGCGGGAGGGGUGGGGAAGCCGCACGGUUCCGGAAACUUUUCCCUGGAGUCCUGACCGCCGCCGCCCGCCCCCGGGAGCGCGGAGCUGGGCGCGCCUAUCUCCGGCCGGCCGACGGUGUGCUCGGGCUGGCCCGCUGCGGCGGAACCGCACAGAAGGGGGCGUGCGGGGCGGCAGCGCCGGGGCCGCGGGCAGCAAGGGAGGCUGCACGCGGGUCCCUGGCCACGCGUAGGCGCGGGCACCGGACUGGGCGGAAUGGAGCCUGCCAUGGGGGAGGCUCCCAGCCGCGCACCGGCGCCCGCGCUCUGGGACUGGGACUACCUGGACCGCUGCUUCGCCCGACACCGUGUCUGCAUCUCCUUCGCCCUGUGGAUCUGCGCCUCUUCCUGCUGGAUCGCCGUCCACGCGCUGCUUCUGUAUCUGAGAUGUGGGAGGAAAUCUGGACGGGACCAGUCAGCGUUAUGGGCUGCGUGCUGCCUCCUGAUCAGUCUGUGUGAUACCAUUGGGGCGAUUCUGGCCAAACAACUCACCAUUCAGGUCUUCACUGGUGCCUACCUAGCAGCUGUCGACCUGGUGAACUUUGUGUCCAUUCUUUUCCCAGUCUGUGGCUCCAAAUUCAAGUCUAAUUCAGGACGGGGCUCCCGGGAGAGGAAGAGGAGGCGGCGGCUCCAGGCCAGCGUGUUUGCCCUGGUCCUGCCACUGAGCCUGGGCCCGGGCUGGGCUCUGUGGGCCGCCAUCCCAUGGGCUUCAGGCCAUGACCGAGGGCUGCAGAGGAGGCUGCUGGGCAUCCUGGUGCAGGACAAUACAGAAAUCCUCGGCUUCCUGCUGGGUGGCAUCGCGGCCUUGGGCUCCUGGGUUUCCCGGAUCCCCCCACUCUCCAGAAUCUGCCGGGGUAGGACAUUUCCUUCCAUCCACCUGUGGACCCGGCUCCUGUCAGCCCUGGCUGGUCUCCUCUACGCCUCGGCCAUCGUGGCCCACGACCGGCGGCCUGAGUACCUGCUGCGGGCCACGCCCUGGUUCCUGACCUCGCUCGGCCGUGCAGCGCUGGACCUGUCUAUCAUUUUCCUUUCCUGCGUGAUGAAGAGCAAGAUGAGGCAGGUCUUGGGAUUUGCCUCUGAAGCGGGAGAGAACCCCGACACCCAAGCCCUUCUGACCUGUGCAGAGAAGGAGGAAGAAAACCAGGAGGCAAUGACUGAGAACUCGGAUUGGGUGCCGCUCACCGCACUCCCACACUGCAAGCCGCUCAAGAGGAUGGCAGCCAUCAGUCGCUACAUGGAGCUGACCAUUGAACCGGUGCAGCAGGUGAGCUGCAGUGCCAGCAGGCUGCCUGGCGACGGACAGAGAGACACAGGAGCCACGUCCCUGCAGGAGCCCCCCUCCUACCCUCCGGUUCAGGUCAUCCAGGCCCGCGUGUCCUCCAGCAGCUCCUCCCAGGUCUCUUCCAUCAACUCGGACCUCGAGCAGAAGUAUUGGGAAGCCCUAAUCUCGGAGCAGUGGGAUCCUGAAGAUGUAAACCUUGGAGAGAACAAAGACAGCAUGGAGACACUCAGAUCACAGGCACACAGGUGGUCUGUGAAGCCAGUGGACUUGCCCUCUGAUGAGUAACACUUUCUGGAGCCAACUCAGCAGCUCAGAGCCCAAGGUCAAGCAUUUGUCAGGAACUGAGCAGGGAUCAACCUGCAGGGACAGCCUUGGUAGGAAUUAAGCUUCUGCCAAGGCUGCCCAUAAAAGUGAGGAACCAGAAGCUGUCAUGGAGCUUGGCUGGUCUGUACCACAGCUCAGAAUGGAGCUAAGACUUUGGGCCCAGUGGACAGACUUGAACAUGCCCAAAGUUUGUUCUAAAGAUCUGCAGUUUGUCACAAACCACUCGUGCUUUGACAUAUAAUCUAAAGGACUUUGGGCCCUCUGUUCCUUUUCCCUUUGGAGUCAACCAUACUCUGAAUAUCUGCUGUGAAUGAGUUCAUCUAACAAGCAGCUAAUAUGUUUGGAUCUCAGCAAAGCCCCAUUAUGCAAGACCUGGCUAAGCCUAGCGAGCAGUGGGCCCACAUUCUGGGUGUCUAGGACACAAUGACAAGUUCUGAUGGGACCUGGCUACUGCCUUCCAGUAACCCAGUAGAGUUUUCUGCUGAAAGUUGAGAGAGGACUGUUUGAUCAACCAAGUGUUUACAAGAUCACUGGUAUUGCAAAGGCAAGCAAAGCAAAUUGCUCUAGGUACAAGGACUUGCUCCAGUCUGGCAAAGUGUGUGCUGGAGCAAGGUCUGCAGGUGAAGGGGACUGUCUGCUUUAGAAGGUAGCUGAAAGCACGCAAAGCUAAGAGGCAUGGCUGGAGGUGUUAAAUUCAAGCACCGAGAUCCCCUUGCAGGUUUAUUUUGGAGCUAAGGUGGGAGGAACACUAGAAUGAAUAAAUCCUGAUUGAGAGAACUACAGUAUUUCACCAUGGAGCUCAGGGAUACAUCUGAAUCCCAGCACAGCCUCCAAAGUCAGCCACGAGGGCAUCUGGGAGAAAUGCCAAGAAACGCAGCUCUGCUCUUGGCUGGCCCCUGGCAGCCUGUGUGAUUCAGCUGCAGCUGCCCAGCUGCUCCUAAAGGGUAGUGCAAGUCCCACCAGCAUGAAAGAGGGGGUGCCUCUGGGAAGCAGUUCGGUUCCACAGGUCUCUGCAUAGAUUCUAAUCAAUUCCCUAUGUGACCUGCGAACUAGAAGUGAACCUAAAGCCACCCUAUUUAUCCAGUUGCUUUGGACCCUGGUUGUCUUAUAACGGAGUUUGCUAAAGUUGGUUUUACUUUGUGAUCUUAAUCACUGAAGCUGUACUUUGACGGAAGAUGAAACUUUGAGUUGGGGGCCGAGGUGGGGGGUUAGGAGAACCUUCCAGAAGAUGAAACCACACAGAGAAUUGGAAGCAGAGAAGGGGAGAAUCUAGCCAAGGAAAGAAGACUCUGAUGUAGCCAGAAUGGAAGUAGAGAGAGGGUGAAGAGGCUGGAGAGGAACUGGGAGUUGGUACUUAAUUCUAUAGCUGACUGGAAGCUACUGGAAGGUAGAAUAGGAAGCUGACUGGCAUGCCUCAGAUCAACCACAGCUGAUUGGUCAGUUUUACAUCCCUACAGCCACAACUUUUCAGGAAGCAGAAAUGUACAGUCAUGGAUAGAGUACCAACUUGGGGAGUGUAUUUAAUCUGAUUGGUGACAGCAGGGAAGAAAAAGGGUUUAUCUUUGGAAAGGUAAAAGGCAUGGGAAUAGGAUGACAUCCUUGGAGUUUGCCCUCCCUCCAAGGGGAGACUGGCUUGGACCCAGAAAUUGGUUGGAUCCUGAUUGGAAUGUCCAUUCAUUCAACAACAUCAAGUGAUCUUGCUGGCUUUGACCAGCACAAAUUGCUUCAGCUGUAGAUGUUGACCAUCUCUUUAGAUCCCAUUGUCCCAGCCUCUUUCUUCACAAACCAUUUCUUAUUAUCAUUGUCCGAGCUUGUCCCAAAACAGACUCCCAAGUCUCUUCAUCCAGAAUGAACCUUUAAACUGAGAAUUUUGGAAGCAAAGCUUGGCCUCAUUGUUUAAUGAGAACCUGCCUGUUAUUCGAAGCUCUGUAACUCUGGAGCCUUUGUGAAGAAGUGCCAGCCAAAAUGCCUUCCUCCUAGUAAGAGGAUUCUUGCCCUGGGCCUCUGUUGCAACUCCAUCCCUAACUGUCAGUCAGACCAGGAUGAUAAUGGGAGUUAAUUGCCCUGAAGAGUUACACAUAGCAGUGCAACAAGGUUACCUACACUAGGGAGAAGCUGGGAGCCAAUUGUGUAAUCCUCCUCUCCUGCCCAUUCAUCUGAACAUAAGAGAUGGUGUAAUAGUAGUUCUGCUGCCUAUUAUCUGCAUGGCUUGGAGCCUGUUACUUAAACUUGGUGAACUCUUGGGGUAGACUGAGAAUAAUAGCUAUCUAGAAAGCAUGUUGUGAAGAGUAAGUAAUAUAUAUGGAAUGCAUAACACUACUAACACUAGGUGACUCAAAGUAGACAUUGAAGAAGGAUUAGUUUCCUUCCUCCCUAUAAUUCCUGGCCACAUAUGUCCGGAAAGCCAGCUGGUAACCAAAGAAUCACACCGUCAGAUGGAAGAAACUUCAGAGGCGUGAAGAGCCUGACAACAACUCCAAUAAGUGAUUAAGUGGUGGUUAUCCGGCCCCUGCUUAAGCUACUAAAAAAAAAAAAAAAAAAAAAAAUUUCACCCAUUUUAACCUCCCAAAGAAAGAAAUCUGUGAUUUAGGGAGAACUGUAUCAGUAAAAUUUUCUUAAAAUCUGUCUAGACCCUGAAGAACCAAUCCCCUUAUCUCCCGCAGUACUUCAGUAUGAUGAAGAGAUGUUUGAACAAACACCUGCCACACUCACACGUUAUUGUUACAAUGGGGUAUGAGCUCCCCCAGAGCCAGGAGAGGCAAGAAGCAUGGCUGGGGUCCAGUUCUUAGGUCUGCUUCAGUAAGAUCCUUGUCAAGUCAUUUCCCUUUCUGGUUACAGUCUCCUCGUCUGUAAAAUGAAAGGGCGAAUCUCUGUGCCUUUUUCCCUUUUAUGAACAUGCCAGUGAUUCUUUCCUACAGAAGACUAACAUGCUCGUAAACUCUCAAGAAAGAGGCACUAUCAAGAGAAAUUUUAGAUGCACUUUAAGAAUAGGUUUCAUUAUAUAAUGUGCACUUCUCUCUGUUUGGAUUUUACUAUCCGUUUACGAUAAAAUCCCCCUUAUGAAGAGUCCCAAGUUUUGCUGUAAUAAGAGAUCACAGCAUAUGACAUUAAAAAUGUCUGCAGUUUCCUUCCAAUACUGAAAAGUCUUAAGUAUGAGAUAUGAAUAAUAUUUUCCACAGUGACAGAAAAAGAACUCUGUAUCAAUCAUUAAGAAAAAGAAAAGCUUUUCUUAUGUGAUUGCAGCAGGGCUAAGUCCCUAUCCUGGGUCAGGGGCGCUCGCCCCCUUCUCACCCUCCACACUGCCUUAGCGGGGCAGCAAGUCGCCUCCACAAGUUGUGACGGAGAGGGAGGCUCCUAGGGGCACCAUGAGAAGUGAAUCCCAGCUGCUACUUGCUACCUUUUCCUCUGGGAUUCUGCCAAACCGCGGCAGCCUGCGAUCCAUUCAAACCACCGCCCGCCGACUUCCGGGAAGAGAGGGCCUGUGCGGUUCGGCGCGUGCGCACUGUGCAGCCACCGCCUCACGCGAGUCGCGAAUCCUGCACGUGCCGGCCCCUCAGUCCCCGCUGCGUGCGCUUUCCUACUUCACCGCCACCGCGCCCGGGCCUCGGGGGAACUGCACAGGACUGCUCCUGGGAUGCAUUUCACACUGCUUGUUUUGUAACGGGAUAAUCACGAGAUUACCCUUCUCAAAGUAUUUGAGAUCGUUCAGCAUCCUUUAGGGUGUACUGCAGAGCAGAGUCUGUUUUUAAAUAUAUUUAAAAUACGUUUUAGGUUUUUUUUUUUUUUUUUAAUAGCGCAGGUACACGGUUUAAAAAAAGAGAAUCAGAUUGUAACAAAAAGCUUGUAAAGGAAAACAUCAGUGCCCUGCUCCUCCCCUCUGCCCGCAGUGGUCCACCCACCCACUCUUUUUUUUUUUUAAAGACUGCUUUGUUUGUUCUAGCAGUUUUCUCCUUUAGGUUUGAUUUCAAACGUGCUUUCCAGCUGUAAGUUUCCAAGAUUAUACUGUUUUUUGUUUUGUUUUUCUUGGCUAGAUUCUCUCCAACUUCCAGUAAGUACAAGCUAAUGAGACACCACGGUGUGUUGAGAACUGUUUGUCAAAACUGCCUUUACAUCCUGCUUGUUGCUGUGGAAUCCUUCGUGCCAGGACCCUUUCCUCUUGCUGUUUUUCCUGAUCUAGCUUCCAGCUUCCAAGUCCUGCCCACAACAGGUCGCAUCUGCUCUCAGAGCAGCCUAGCUAGGCCUGUCUCUGCUCUGGACUUGACCUUGACCAUCGUUUUAUCUCUGCUGCAGGUGUCCUAGUACUUGGAGCAUCACCAGUGCAAGUCUCAGAGAUUUUCUAAACCCACAACCGGAAAAAGGGCUCUCCUACACUGCAGCUGCCACUGUCUUACCCAAGGACAGCCUGACCAUGUGUGAGAAGAGCUAUGCCAUAGGCCUUUCCUUCUGACCAGCAAGUGCACUAUGGAAUAUGUAUGUCCUAAAGCUCUGGUGUGUGUGGUAUCUGUUCAAAUAAAAGGCUCUUACGCUCCACCCUAGUGAUGUCCUAGGUCUGGACAGGGCCUGGGAAUCUUUGGGGGCUUGUUUUUUGUUCA
Molecule: messenger RNA, 6782 nt
Organism: Capra hircus (goat)
Lineage: Eukaryota; Metazoa; Chordata; Mammalia; Artiodactyla; Bovidae
Gene: TMEM44
Product: transmembrane protein 44
Exons: 11
Coding region: 802-2151 (449 amino acids)
Source: RefSeq, a predicted model, not a curated record